Molecule: messenger RNA, 546 nt
Organism: Kalmanozyma brasiliensis GHG001
Lineage: Eukaryota; Fungi; Basidiomycota; Ustilaginomycetes; Ustilaginales
Product: Small GTPase superfamily, ARF/SAR type
Exons: 3
Coding region: 1-546 (181 amino acids)
Biological process (GO): vesicle-mediated transport; intracellular protein transport; protein localization to Golgi membrane
Cellular component (GO): trans-Golgi network; cytoplasm
Molecular function (GO): GTPase activity; GTP binding
Source: RefSeq, a predicted model, not a curated record
AUGGGCGUGGCCUUUAGCUCGUUGUGGUCCUCGCUCUUCGGAUCCAAGGAGCUUAAGAUCUGCAUUCUGGGCCUCGAUAAUGCGGGCAAGACCACUCUCAUGUACAAGAUGACGCUCGGGUCGGUCGUCUCGACAGCACCCACGGUUGGGUCCAACACAGAGCAAUUCGAAUACAAGAACCUCAAGUUCGCCCUCUGGGACGUCGGGGGUCAAACUUCCCUCCGCUCCAGCUGGACAUCCUACCUCGCCUCCACAGACGCAGUCAUCUUCGUACUCGACAGCAACGACCGAGAGCGCGUCAACUUGGCCAGAGAAGAGCUCCACCGCAUCGCCCAAGACGAACAGGUGACUAAAACACCGAUCCUCGUCUGGGCCAACAAGCAGGAUAUCAAGGGCGCCAUGAGCCCCGCCGAGAUCUCGGAGAGUUUGGCGCUCACCGCGUUCAGGGAGAGGACAUGGCAGAUCUUCGGGUGUUCUGCACUGACGGGCAAGGGGCUGACGGAGGGGCUGGAUUGGUUGGCGCAUACGUUGGGGGCCAAGGGGUGA